CUCCCAGAAGCCUCCGGGACUCAGCUCUGUUCACGGAGGCGGCUGGUCCUUCAGGGAACCGCAGUCUGGGCUGAAAGGCUUCCAGGCGGCUCUGUUCCAGACCAGGAGGCUCCAAAAGGGGACAGUGAUCACCAGGCCUGGGAGAGGAACCCUGCCUAACAGCCUCCUCGCCCGAUUUCAGAAAGCUGCCGCCACUCUCCGGGACUACGUUUCCCAGGGGCCCUUGCACCGGAAGGGCACGCCCACUUCCGGCAACGGCUUGAAGUCCGGGCACCAGCGAGUCUGGCAGUUCCUGAGGAGAAAACCUGGGCGGGGCGGCGGCUGUGACUGGGCUCAGGUCCUGGAGAGGCGCCGAGAGGGCGGCGUUCGGGUCCGCGCCCGUGGCUGGGUGGGGGCGGGCGUCAUGGACGUGCGACUGCGGCCUGAAGUGCGUGGUGUGUGUGUGACCGGGAAGAGGAAGCAGGUCCGUGUGUGAAUGGGGGUUCUGAGAUGCGGCUGGUGGGGCGCGGAGGAGGGCAGUGUCUGUCUGGGACCUUUGUGCGUGUCUUUUGCGCACUUCGCACGUCUCAGCAGCAUGUGAGAGGCGGCGUGUGUUGCAGUGAGUGAAUGAUAUUACGUGGCUGAGACUUGGAAACAUCACCAGAAAAGAACCUCUUCGUCCCCCCUCUCCUACGCGCGCGCGCGCGCGCACACACACACACACACACACACCCGACUCCACCGCCAGGAGCCCAGUGUGGAACAAAGCCCUGGAGUCCUAGGAAGGUGCCUGGUUGGGGGGGCGCGGCUGAAGCAUCUCUUGCCUGCCCCACAUGGAGGGUGUGGAAGCCGGGACACUGCACACGACCAUGGGACUGAGUACGGAGCUGUGCCCUCUCAGGGUAAAGCCCUUCUCCAGAUGGGGAGCCAGGAAGAGGAGGAGGUGAUAGGAAUUGAAGCCAUGUCCCUGGAUUCAGUGACUUUCACGGAUAUAGCCAUAGACUUCUCCCACGAUGAAUGGGAGUGGCUGAAUCUUGCUCAGAGGACUUUGUACAAGAAGGUGAUGAUAGAGAACUAUAGGAGCCUGGUUUCACUGGGUCUUUGCAUUUCUAAACCAGAUGUGAUCUCCUUACUGGAGCAAGAUAAAGAGCCUUGGAUGAUGGAAGAGGUGACGAGAGGCCUGUGCCCUGACUUGGAGUAUGUGUGGAUGACAAAGGAAUUAUCUCCAAACCAGGAUAUCUGUGAGGAAAAGUUAUCCCAGGCAGUGGUAAUGGAAAAGCUUGAAAGCUAUGACCUUGAAUGUUCCACCUUAGGGGAAAACAGGAAUUGUGAAGACCUGUUUGAGAAGGAGCUGGUAAGUCAGAAGACACAUCUUAGGCAAGAAUCAGCCACUCAUAUAGAUACCCUUAUUGAGCAAGGGGACCACUCUAACAAAGCUGGGACAGGUUUUCGUCUGAGUACAUUAUCUUAUAUAAAACAGGUAUUUCCCAUUGAAGAGAGAAUGUAUAAUUUUGACACAGAUAAGAAAAGCUUAAAAACACAUUCCUUUGUUAAAACACACAAGCAAGUCUAUGGAGAAAAGAAACUUUUGAAAUGUAGUGACUGUGAGAAAACUUUCAGCAAAAUCUCAACUCUGACUCUUCAUCAGAGAAUUCAUACUGGAGAGAAACCCUAUGAAUGUAUUGAAUGCAGGAAAGCUUUCAGCCAGAGUGCCCACCUUGCUCAACAUCAGAGAAUCCACACAGGAGAGAAGCCCUUCGAAUGCGCUGCGUGUGGGAAAGCCUUCAGCCAGAAUGCUCAUCUCGCCCAACACCAGAGAGUCCAUACCGGAGAGAAACCCUAUCAGUGUAGGCAGUGUCCCAAAGCCUUCAGCCAGCUGGCACAUCUCACCCAGCACCAGAGAGUCCAUACUGGAGAGAAACCCUAUGAGUGUAGUGAAUGUGGGAAGGCCUUUAGUGACUGUUCCUCCCUGGCUCAUCAUCGAAGGAUCCACACUGGGAAGAGACCCUAUGCGUGUACUGACUGUGGGAAAGCGUUCAGGCAGAACGCUUCUCUCCUACGUCAUCGGAGGUACUGUCACACCGGAGAGAAGCCCUUCGACUGUGUUGAUUGUGGGAAAGCCUUCACGGAUCACAUUGGGCUGAUUCAGCAUAAGAGAGUUCACACUGGGGAGAGGCCGUACAAAUGCAGUGCGUGUGGGAAGGCUUUCGGCCACGGCUCCUCCCUGACCGUCCAUCAGCGGAUUCACACAGGGGAGAAACCUUAUGGAUGCAGCACCUGUGAGAAAACCUUCAGCCAUCGUGGCUCGCUCAUGCUUCAUCAGCGCGUGCAUACUGGAGAGAAACCCUACAAGUGUAAGGAGUGUGGGAAGGCGUUUCGGCAGAGCACGCACCUCUCCCACCAUCAGAGAAUUCAUACUGGGGAGAAGCCCUACGAGUGUAAGGACUGCAGCAAGACCUUCAGCCAGAACGCACACCUUGCACAGCAUCGGAAAAUACACACCGGAGAGAAGCCGUAUGACUGUAAGGAGUGCAGCAAGGCCUUCAGCCAGGUUGCACACCUCGUUCAGCACCAGAGAGUUCAUACUGGCGAGAGGCCUUACGGAUGUGCCGAGUGCGGGAAGGCCUUCAGCGACGGCUCCUACCUUGUUCAGCAUCAGAGGCUCCACACCGGCAAGAGGCCAUAUGAGUGUCUGGAGUGUGGGAAGGCAUUCAGACAGAGGGCAUCUCUGAUCUGUCACCAGAGGUGUCACACAGGUGAGAAACCUUAUGAAUGCAGCGUCUGUGGGAAGGCCUUCAGCCACCGUAAAUCUCUGACUCUGCAUGAGAGGAUUCACACAGGAGAGAAACCUUAUGAGUGCAAGGAAUGCAGCAAAGCCUUCAGCCAGGUUGCUCACCUGACGCUGCAUAAGAGAAUCCAUACUGGAGAAAGGCCCUAUGAAUGUAAAGCGUGCGGGAAAGCCUUCAGGCAGAGUGUACACCUUGGUCACCAUCAGAGAGUUCAUACCGGAGAGUCACCCUCAGUUGUUCCCUCCCCCUCACCCACAUACCACCGAGUCCUCUAGAUUCAGUCCUCUCCAUACCUCUAGGCUCCACCCCCCUUUUCCCAACCCAUGUUUCAAGAUCAUAGUCCAAGAUGCAACCAUCUCAUUUGGAUUUCUGCAGAGUAUUAUAACCAUUCCCCCCCUUACUUCCCUCAGGUGCACUUUUAUCACUGUAGCCAGCUUAAUCUUUUAGAAAUAAAAACUACCGUGGGGAGGGUAUAGCUCAGUGGUAGGGAGCGUGCUUAGCAUGCACGAGGUUGUGGGUUCCAUCCCCAGUACCUUGGUUAAAAAUAAAUACAUAAACCUAAUUACCCACCCCCCCCAAAAUAAAAAUUGUAUUCAUGUUACUUUCCCAUUUAGAACACUUAUUUUUAAGAAUAUGUAAGACAAUCCACUUAAACCGCUUAGCACACAGUUCUACACCUAGUGCAUUAAGACGAAGGUUUCCUUGCAGUGAUGUUCAGCUGUAAGUAAAAUGAGCUGGCAGGUCCAGACUAAGAAACACACAGGUUUUAGAGUAGACAGAGAGCUCUUUACUCUCCCAGGAGGUAGGAAAGAUGAGCACGUUCAGAACUGAGAGGUUCUGCGACACACAGGGCAACACGGUGGCUUGCACUCGCUCUCUGUGAGUAAAUACGAGGGUGUCCAGCACUGCUGAUGGGGAGCUCUCACCCUCACCGGGCACUCAGCAGUGAGAACAGGCCGGCUAGAACAAAAGCGUUCCAUAGAGUGUGGGGCUAGCCAGGUGGUAGUAUUUAAAAUGAACAAGCCAGGAAAACUGUACAGGUUAACAGCCAUGAAAUAAACUGAAGAAGGUAGUUCAACUCCUUCACCUGUAGAAAAGCACCACAGAUGGUUCCUUUGAUACUCAAUUUUUCUACAGCAUAAAAUAAAAACAGUAAAACAUCCCAUCUUGUUCUGAGACUGACAAGACUGACACGAAAACACAAAAACAUAUAUACUGCAAUUAGCUAUGAAUGUAGGUGUUAAGUUGAACAUUUUUUAAAUAUUAGAAAAUAGAGUAAAUAGAAGGCUGGACACGUCUCUGCGCAGACAGGCUCAGUCUGGCAAAGAUGUUUCUAUUAAGGUUAAAUGUGUAAAUUUGCUGAGAGUCCAGUAAAAGUCCCCAUACCUUUUUAAAUUGACAAGCUCAUGUUGACCAUCUAUGGAAUCGUGAUACGGCAAGGACUGUACAUAGUACUGCCUUGGGAGGCCGUAGUCCCUCAGUAAACUGACAUGAACCGAGCAUUAAUGUGCCAGGCACUGUUCCUGGUGCUGGGGAUACAGCAAGGUGCAAAAUGUACAAAAAUGUUUGUCCUCACAGAUCCUGAAGGAGAAGACAGACAAAAAUCUGAAAUGCGUGCUGUGCAAUAAGUACAUGAGGUGUCCCGUGCUGAGAAAUGAUGUAGAGAGAGAGCCAGGGAGUGCUGGGAGGGGCGCAUGCAGGCGCCUGGAGGACAUCUGGGUGGCAGAGCCAGGGGAUGAGGGAAGAACAGGAGAGAACUGUCAGAGACAAAGGCCAGGAUGAGGCUCGUCUCGGCCACCCCAGGGCAGGUAAUACGCUGCCCUGAGUGUUGCCGGAGAACGGACGGUUUAACAAGGACCACGAACGUUCUGUUUUCUCUUCAUCUGUCAUGAUUUAGAGGGUGGUGGUGGAGGUUUUCUUUCUUUUUGGGAAACAGUCUUACUGAGAUAUAAUUCACAUACCAUACAACUCGCCCAUUUAAAGUUUAUGAUUCAGUGACUUUCAGUACAUUCGGAGUUGUGCAACCACCACCACAGUUAGUUUUAGAAUGUUUUCAUCACCCAGAAAGAGGUGUGGGUAGGGGGAGUACAGCUUAAUUGGGAGAGCUCAGGCCUAUUUAGCAUGCACAAGUUCCGGGUUCAGUCCUCAGUACCCCCUCUAGAAAUAAAAUAAAUAAGUAAACCGAAUUACCUCCCCUCCCAAUUAAAAAAAAUUUUAAAAUGAAUAAAAAACGAAGAUUUAAAUGUAUGAUAUUAAAGUACAAGAAAAACACAGUAUUUCUCUAACCCUGGCUUGAGGCAGACCUUCUCAAGCAUUACACAUGAUGCAGGAGCUGACAUUAAGCUGAGUAACAUUUUUGUGUGGAAAACGUCAAAGUUAGCAGAUGAGAGACUGGAAAAAGAUGUUUGCAACAAAUACGACAAAGGGCAGUAUUCUCUGAUGUUCAAAGCACUGUUACAAAGCAGUAAUAGUAACAUCUACAGCUCGGUAGAGAAAUGGACAAAGCUAACGGCCAGUUUAAAGAAGAUGGAAUAAAAACAGCUGAUGAAAAUUACCCACCAGCAUUAGUAAUCAGGAAAUGGAACAUAAAAUGAUGACAUAGCUGCUUCCCCGCCAAUUAGACUGUUUUUAAAUGAUCGAAGACUGAUUAUGCCCAGUUUUGGUGAAUGUGUGAAAAACAAGGCAAUUCCAUUGUCCUUUAUUUAGAUUGCUGUAUGUAUAGACCAUUUGAAUCAAUAUUCCACAGAUACCAAAGUGCACAAAGGUAGGUAAAUGUAUAAUGGCAAAAAAAUUUUUUUUAAUGAUAAACUCUUAGGAACUUAGGGUAAUGGGUAAAUGGGUAAGUUAAUUAUGUUGAACUCAUUCAGUAGAAUUAUAUGCAGCUGUUGAAAAAAAAGUAUACAGCCAUAAAAGAUACUAUACUAAAUGAAAAAAAUUUUUUUCAGACCUGUAUUCUAGUGUAAACUCAUAAUUGCAAUAUCAAAACUUUUAAAAACGUGGGGUUUGUGUGUGUGUGUGUGUGUGUUUUCUCUGCCCAAUUUUCCUUGCCUUCUUUAGACUACACUGUCUCUUCUUUUCCUUUGAGUAACUGGCCGCCCCCUCUUACAGUCCUAAGGGACUCGGACACUCCAGCCCUGUCUGGGGCUUUCAGUUGGCUCUGUGUCGGCCAAAGGCCGUUCCCUAAAGGGAUGGUGCUGGUGUCCUCACAGUUGUCAUCUUCGGAGCAACCAUAGUUUUUGUUCUUUGUAAGGCUGCAGAUUUCUCAAACGACCCAUUAUCCCUUCAGUACUUCCUUUUCUGCGUGUGUUGCUCAUUUCCGCUUGCAGUUAAAGAAACUUGACCAAAUCAAGAGUUUGGGAUGAAGAUUGUGUCGUAGGCAGCAGCAUCUUUGAAGGACUGGAGGCGUUAGGGAUUGGUGUCUGGGUCGCAUGGGGCAAGUAAGAGCCCCGUUCAUCUUCUAGCUCAUGGAGUACAGCGGGCAGACCACACCCAAGCGGAACUGUUAGCUGUAGGCACCUGAGGUGACUGGAGGUCGGGGGUCCUCGGUAAUGACAGUUUCGAGAGGAAGAGGACUGCCAAGUCCUAAAGAGCGUGUAUGGUGCUGGUAUCUAACUGCUCUGGGUAACUUAGAACUCAGAUCUUGAACUUCCGGCAACUGAGGGUCUCGGUAUGAUAUUGUUGAAAGAUGUCUUUUACUGUUUGAAGUCAUAGGGUUAAGAUUGCUUAAAACCAAAUUGAGAGACUUUGUUGAUGUGUUGCUAAAGCAGGAUGCCGGUUAAACCCCGCAUUUUAUUGUGGAGUGGUUGUUACUGUCCGAAUCGUAUCCCUCCCACCCCCAGAUCCACUUGUUGAAGCCCUAAACCCCAGUGUGACUGUGUUUGGAGGGAUGCGGCUUUGGCGAGGAAAUGAAGGUUAAAUGAAGUGAGAAGGCUGGGCCCCCUCUGAUUGAACUGGUAUCCUUCUAAGAAGAGGGAGAGACCAGGGCUACUAGAGAGGAGAUACGGUGACAACUGACAAGUGUUUCCUGCAGUUUAUCCCAGAAGGACUGACCUUGACCUUUACAGGAAGGUGGUCCGGAGGUGACAGGGAGGCAUGUGUGUUCAGUUGAGGGAAUCAGCGUUUCCAGAUUACAGCGGGAAGAACUCCCACUGCCCACUCCAGCUGCGGCCUUCGCAGGAAGUGUCUGUGCUCCUGGUAUCCAAGGAGCUUGGAACUCAGAGUGCAUGUACCUCAUAGAACGUUCUGGAAAUACUCCUCCUAAGGGCAAUGAGUGGUCAUUUGUGGGCUGCUGUUCUUGUUACAAACCUUUUUGAAUACAGUUCCUCAAAGGAGACAGUCUGAUUUACAAACAAUCCAGAGUAGCUCACAUUGGGACUAGCACCCUUGAGGAUUUCUUCCUACCUGAUAUUCUUGAGGUUCUAGUUAAUAUCAUUAUUGUCAUUUUAAAUUACAGUGUUUUCAGAGGAAAUAAGAGACUUUAAUCAAGUUCUAUGUAAUUCUAAAGGGAAGGUGAUCAAAAGAGAGAAAAUGUGCCUUAAUAGUGGCUUAAAAUGAAUGUUAACAUUGAAAAGUCAAAUGAUCUAGAAAGUACAUUGUUUUGAAAACUCUAAAACAGAUGUAAGGCUUUCCUGGGGGUCAGUAAAAAUCGGUUAUGUAAACUUAUCUGUUGAAAUUAUUUAUUUUAAAAUA
This is a messenger RNA of Camelus dromedarius (Arabian camel), 7457 nucleotides long. It is a transcript of the gene ZNF470, whose product is annotated as zinc finger protein 470. NCBI's taxonomy places the organism in Eukaryota, Metazoa, Chordata, Mammalia, Artiodactyla, Camelidae. Gene Ontology annotation, biological process: negative regulation of transcription by RNA polymerase II. Gene Ontology annotation, molecular function: DNA-binding transcription repressor activity, RNA polymerase II-specific; RNA polymerase II cis-regulatory region sequence-specific DNA binding. The transcript is spliced from 5 exons. The record is from RefSeq and is a predicted model, not a curated record. Bases 899 to 3043 code for a protein of 714 amino acids. Gene Ontology annotation, cellular component: PcG protein complex; transcription regulator complex; chromatin.